Cucurbita pepo subsp. pepo (vegetable marrow) is the source of this 1847-nucleotide messenger RNA. The record is from RefSeq and is a predicted model, not a curated record. NCBI's taxonomy places the organism in Eukaryota, Viridiplantae, Streptophyta, Magnoliopsida, Cucurbitales, Cucurbitaceae.
CACUGCUCACUUUAAUCCUCCCUUUUCUCUCUCAAUCUCUCCCUUUUCCUCCUCCCCUUCUCUCCGCCGUUACACCGCCGCCAUAAAUACACCUCCCCCUUCUUCCUCCCCAAAUGGGUUAACCCAAAAAACAGAGAAAACAACACAAUGAUCUCUGUUUCUGAUCUUUACCAUGUCCUCACCGCCGUCGUCCCCCUCUACGUCGCCAUGAUCCUCGCCUACGCCUCCGUCAAAUGGUGGAAAAUCUUCUCCCCCGACCAAUGUUCCGGCAUCAACCGCUUCGUCGCCCUCUUCGCUGUCCCCCUCCUUUCCUUCCAUUUCAUCUCCACCAACAACCCCUUCUCCAUGAACCUCCGCUUCAUCGCCGCCGAUACCCUUCAAAAGCUCAUCAUCCUCGCCGCCCUCAUCCUAUGGUCCCAUCUCUCCUCCAAAGGCUCCCUAGAAUGGUCAAUUACUCUGUUUUCCCUCUCUACUCUGCCCAAUACUCUGGUUAUGGGGAUUCCUCUGUUAAAGGGAAUGUACGGCGACGCCACCGGCUCUCUCAUGGUCCAAAUCGUUGUUCUUCAGUGCAUUAUUUGGUAUACUUUGAUGCUGUUUUUGUUUGAGUAUAGAGGAGCUCGAUUGUUGAUUGCAGAGCAGUUUCCUGAUACUGCAGGGGAGAUUGUUUCGUUCAGAGUUGAUUCGGAUGUUUUGUCAUUAGAUGGGAAGGAGCCGCUGCAAACGGCGGCGGAGAUUGGGGAAGAUGGGAAGUUGAGAGUGGUGGUGAGGAAGUCGGCGAGUUCUCGAUCGGAGGUUUUUUCGCGGCGGUCGCAUGGUGGCGGUGGUGGGGUUUCAUUGACGCCUCGGCCGUCGAAUUUGACGAAUGCAGAGAUUUAUUCUUUGCAAUCUUCGAGGAAUCCAACGCCGAGAGGUUCCAGUUUUAAUCAUUCGGAUUUGUAUGUAGGGAAUGCGAGUCCGAGGCAUUCGAAUUUGGGUAAUGGGCUUUUUUCGCCGGUGAUCGGACCGGCAGCGGCGGCGGCGAAGAAAGGGGUCAACGGCCGAGAUGGGGGGAAAGAUUUGCAUAUGUUUGUUUGGAGUUCGAGUGCGUCGCCGGUUUCUGAGGGUGGAAUCAAUGUUUUCCGGCACGGGGAGUACGACGGCGCCGGCGGAAUGAACCAGAAAGAUUUGGAUGAGUUUAGCUUUGGGAACAAAUCCGCCGUGAACGGCGGAGCAUUUGACGGCGGCGGUCCUGUUCUAUCCAAGCUCGGGUCGAGCUCCACCGCUGAACUUCACCCGAAAACUGGCGACGACACGGCGGAGUCUAAGCCAACUGCUAUGCCACCGGCGAGUGUGAUGACAAGGCUGAUUCUGAUCAUGGUUUGGAGGAAACUGAUCAGAAAUCCGAAUACGUAUUCUAGCUUGAUCGGCCUCGCUUGGUCUUUGAUCUCAUUCAAGUGGAACAUUGUGAUGCCAGCCAUUGUUGCUCGAUCGAUCGCCAUUUUAUCCGAUGCUGGGCUCGGGAUGGCAAUGUUUAGCCUCGGGUUGUUCAUGGCCUUGCAGCCUAAGAUCAUUGCUUGUGGAAACACGGUUGCUUCCUUCGCCAUGGCGGUUCGGUUCAUCACUGGUCCGGCCGUGAUGGUGGCUGCCUCCGUAGCUGUUGGGCUCCGAGGAGUUCUCUUGCACAUUGCCAUAGUUCAGGCUGCGCUGCCUCAAGGGAUUGUCCCUUUUGUGUUUGCCAAAGAAUACAACGUCCAUCCUGACAUUUUGAGCACCGGAGUCAUAUUCGGGAUGCUGAUUGCUUUACCGAUAACUUUGGUUUAUUACAUCUUGCUCGGACUUUGAAGCUUUGCAAAUCUGUCAUUUUCUCU